AUGGCUCCGAAAUCGACGAAGACCGCCGUGCAGUCGGUCGGUAAAAUCUUGAACGAAGCGCAGGUCUCGCUCUCGACGCACAAGAAAUGCGUCAAGCUCAUGCUCGCGCGGCGUCACGCCGACCCGGACAGCUUCCUCCCGGAGAUCUGCAACUGCAUCUUGCCCGUGCUCCUGGAGUACAAGCGCGACCUCUGCGCGGAGCGCGUCGUUCGAUUCGUCGUCACCUUCACCGCCGCGCGCGCGCCCGGGAUGGAGAUGGAGGGCGACGAUUUCUGCGAAGCGUUUCUCGGAUUCCUCCUCAACCUCGCCGCCGCCAAGGACAAAGCCGUCCGAUUCCGCGUGUGCCAGAUCGUCGCCGGCGUCCUCAACGCGCUCGCCGUGGACGCGGAGAUCAGCGACGAACUCUACGAGCGCAUGGAGGACGUCAUGCUCGAGCGUCUGAGGGAUAAGAUGCCCCUCGUCCGCGCGCAAGCCGCCAGGCGCGUUCUAUCUCACGCCGGUCCCCGUACGACCGCGUCGGCGUGGUGA
Micromonas pusilla CCMP1545 is the source of this 528-nucleotide messenger RNA. RefSeq names its product condensin complex component, non-smc subunit. The record is from RefSeq and is a predicted model, not a curated record. Gene Ontology annotation, cellular component: condensed chromosome; condensin complex. Gene Ontology annotation, biological process: mitotic chromosome condensation. Bases 1 to 528 code for a protein of 175 amino acids. The transcript has 2 exons. Lineage: Eukaryota; Viridiplantae; Chlorophyta; Mamiellophyceae; Mamiellales; Mamiellaceae.